AUGGCCCAUGUCGGAGUCGUCCAACGCCUGGGCGACGAUGCACUCCUCCAUAUCUUGGCCUUUCUUGCACAGAAGGACAUCCGUUCUCUGUCAUCAACGUGCACACUGAUGCGAGGACUUUGCCUUCCUCUGGUCUUCAAACAGUGCAGGCUCAACUGCAAGGACGUUUUGUCGGACCCGCCGAAGAUUGUGCCUCAGUCUGUCUGGCCCUACGUAAGUCCGUUGAAACUUCUUCACGGCGAUAGCGCGGCUGAGAUGGUCGACGAUGAGCUCCGUGUGGCUCGAGUUCUAGCCGACAGUCUCUCACAUAUGAAAAAGCUAGAAUCUGUUCGUAUCCAUGAGGGUACGCAGACUUCUGCUCAGCAGGACAGGCCACUCGGCGGAGUGCCUCUCUGUGUCAUCGCCACACUCCUCGCAAUACCGCAACUCCGUCACAUCAAGGUCACCGGCCUCCUAUACAACCCGACGGACUCACUCAUCCCAAGCAACACCUUCGGAAUCGCAUCUCUUGAAUCUCUCACCUACAUCUCUCCUCGUCCUCGUCCCAAAUUGCAGGACCCUCGGGCGGAAGAUGUGUUACUAGAAGCUAUGCUCGUUGCCCUUCAUCGAACCCUAGUCACUCUCGAACUUCCCACCUACAGUGCUCCUUUUGGGGUGAUACAACAGCUACAGUGGCCCUCUCUACAGCGCCUUACUCUGUGCGGGCCGCACGAUCCACGGGUCAGCUUGAUCGAUUCACUGUCCCACCUACACACUCUUCGACUGCUCCAUCUCUUCAUUGCAUAUUCCGAGAAUGCUCCCCCACAACCGCUACUUCCAUCAGAAAAAUUGGAAGAAUUCCCGUGGCCUCUCAUGGAGGAUUUCGUUCUCUCAUCGCCACUUCCAGAAGAUGGACUCUGGACACGACUCCCGUCGGAGCUCAGACGUCUGCACCUGCGCUACUGGCCGCACUACCGCACCAUCAGCCGCAGGUCUCGACGUCGCAAUGGUCAGGAGCCUUGGUUUUCACGUCUCCUCGAUCAGACGGAAGUGGCUUCUAUCAUACGACACGCUCCCCGGUUCGCUGCGCUGCGCGAACUGGAACUGGAGUACGGUAUCAACAACCAUGAAGAGGAGCUCUCUCUCCUCCGCGCGAUCUCUACCGCGUGUCCCGUGCUCCACUCACUCACCCUCAUGCGCUAC
Messenger RNA from Epithele typhae, 1182 nucleotides. RefSeq lists its product as uncharacterized. The record is from RefSeq and is a predicted model, not a curated record. The annotation marks the transcript as partial. Lineage: Eukaryota; Fungi; Basidiomycota; Agaricomycetes; Polyporales; Epitheliaceae. Gene Ontology annotation, molecular function: protein binding. The transcript has 2 exons.